This is a messenger RNA of Cercocebus atys (sooty mangabey), 4098 nucleotides long. It is a transcript of the gene LETM2, whose product is annotated as leucine zipper-EF-hand containing transmembrane protein 2. Gene Ontology annotation, biological process: intracellular monoatomic cation homeostasis. Gene Ontology annotation, cellular component: mitochondrial inner membrane. The transcript is spliced from 11 exons. The record is from RefSeq and is a predicted model, not a curated record. Gene Ontology annotation, molecular function: ribosome binding. Lineage: Eukaryota; Metazoa; Chordata; Mammalia; Primates; Cercopithecidae. Bases 538 to 2013 code for a protein of 491 amino acids.
ACCGCACCCGGCCUAAAAAAAAUUUUUUUUUGAAUCUUUCUUCUGGAACCAGAUAAAAUGGAUGGGAAAAGAUAAUUGGGGAACGAGAAUAUUUCUAGAUCUUUCAUUUUCCCAAGAUGGCUCAGUUGGCCAUCCUAGGAACUGAAGUGCCCUCAAACCUAUAGUGUCUGUCAUUUCACAGCUACUAUCACAUACAUUUUAUAUGUUGAGAUUUCUACACAAACUAUUAAUCACAAACAACACUUGUUAAGGGAACAUUGAGGAAGCAAAUAUUUUUAGUAGACUACAGAUUUCCAUAUGAAGAUUUCACAGUAUUCCGGCCUCUGGAAAGGAAUGCUCUCCUUCCGAUUCCCGCCCUUUCUGCGACACCAUGAAGUCCUCUCCGCGCCCCUUAGGCAGUUCCGGAGUUGCAGGGGCCGAGGGAGAAUACAUCAAAGUGAUGUCAUUCAUGACUCCGAGAUGGUUACCAUGGCAACUAUCAGACAUAUUACGAUGUCAGUAGGGUCCCUAUGUUAACUACUUGAGACAAAAAUAAAUAUGGCCUUCUACAGUUAUAAUUCAGUCUUAGCUAUUGCUCGAACAAGAUUCCCUAGCCAUUUUGUCCAUCCUACCUGCUCUUCUUAUUCCCCAUCAUGUACAUUUCUUCACUUGCCAGAUUCCCAUUUAAAUAAGACAUGUGUGAAGAACUAUGAGAGCAAGAAGUACUCGGAUCCCAGUCAGCCAGGCAAUACAGUACUUCACCCAGGAACUAGACUAAUACAAAAGCUACACACAUCCACUUGCUGGCUGCGAGAGGUUCCUGGCAAACCUCAGCUGGAGCAAGCCCCAAAACAUCCACAGGUGACGAGCCCUCAGGCCACAAAAGAAACUGGCAUGAAGAUUAAAGAAGGCGAACAAUCUUAUAGACAAAAAAUCAUGGAUGAACUUAAAUAUUUUUACAAUGGAUUCUACUUACUUUGGAUUGAUGCCAAAGUUGCUGCCAGAAUGGUUUGGAGGCUGUUGCAUGGACAGGUCCUAACCAGACGAGAGAGACGAAGGCUGUUGAGAACUUGUGUUGAUUUCUUCCGCCUGGUUCCAUUUAUGGUGUUCAUAAUUGUACCCUUCAUGGAAUUCUUAUUACCAGUGUUUCUGAAACUCUUCCCAGAGAUGUUGCCAUCAACUUUUGAAAGUGAAUCCAAAAAGGAAGAAAAACAGAAAAAGAAAAUGGCUGUAAAGUUGGAACUAGCAAAAUUUCUUCAAGAAACCAUGACAGAAAUGGCAAGGAGGAACAGAGCGAAGAUGGGCGAUGCCUCUACACAGCUGUCAUCCUACGUGAAGCAGGUCCAGACAGGCCACAAGCCCAGCACAAAGGAGAUAGUUCGCUUCUCCAAACUAUUUGAGGACCAGCUGGCCCUGGAACACUUAGAUCGCCCUCAGCUGGUUGCCCUUUGCAAACUGCUAGAAAUGCAGACGUUUGGAACCAACAACCUGCUCCGCUUUCAGCUCCUGAUGAAACUGAAGUCUAUAAAAGCAGAUGAUGAAAUAAUUGCCAAGGAAGGGGUGAGGGCAUUGAGUGUAUCAGAACUACAGUCUGCCUGUAGGGCCCGAGGGAUGAGAUCAUUGGGUCUCACGGAGGAACAACUGCGACAACAGCUCACGGAGUGGCAGGACCUCCACCUGAAAGAGAACGUCCCUCCUUCCCUUUUGCUCCUGUCCCGCACCUUCUACCUGAUAGAUGUGAAGCCCAAGCCUAUUGAGAUACCACUCAGUGGGGAGGCUCCAAAGACUGAUAUUCUUAUGGAACUACCUACUUUCACUGAAUCUAAAGAGAACAUAGUGGAUCUUGCACCUCAACUGAAGGGAACUAAGGAUGAAGACUUUAUACAGCCGCCACCAGUUACAUCAUCACCCAUAACACCAUCAACACCAAUUUCAUUACCUAAAGGAUCCAUCACUUCUUCUAAAGAAGCUACACUCCAGGCCAAAUCACAAAUGACGGCCCAGAACAGCAAGGCUAGUUCAAAAGGAGCAUAAGGACAACUUGAGGAUGGAGCUCACUCUCUCCAGCUUCCGGCCCUCAACAGUGGCAUCUGUAAAGGACCUCCCAGCUAAGACUCUCUGUCUGGCUUCAGAGAGUGGAUCACUCGUUUAGCCCAUGGGGCAGUCCUUUGAGGCCUGGUAACCAUUCCAGGUGAUGUGAGUAGUGAGACCAAGUUCAGACCCCUUAUAAAAAUAUAAUUGCAAAGUCCCAUUUCCUCUGUGCCAUUGUCACCCCCCACCAUGUUGUUUUUUUUAAUUUCAUGUGUACGUCCCUUAAGAGAGGAAAUUUUUUUGCACAAUGGAAUCAGCUUGGCACCUUAGAUACCUCUGUCUCCUAUGGCUUGGAAUUCUGAGUAAGAACUUGGAAGUUCCAAAAACCAUUUUAGGAGCACCUGAUUAACUUUCUGAAUGAUCCACCAGUAGAAUCAGCACCCUGGAAACAAAGUACCUUAUGAGACGGGAUGGAUAUACUCCCCAAAAGAUCUUUGUGGAUAUAAUGAAGCUUCUUGGAGAAAAUGGGGAGUUAAACAGACUGGCAAUCAGAAAGAUUUGGCUGCUUCUGACAUCCCCCUCUUGGGCCUGCAGAGGCUGCAGCAAUCUGCUAGGCAGCCACUCUUCUAGCGCAUAUGGCUUUCAUUAGCCACCAUUUUGCUAGGAAGCAUAAUUAAGGGUUUAAACCUUAAUCAUUUGUUUGUGUUGGGUGUGUGUGUGUUUCUGGCCAGUUUGUCUUUCACAAGACUAUUUAUUAGUCAUAGGGGUUGUGAAGGUCUGAUAUAAUCCCUGUGCUACCCAGCAACCAGUAUCACAUUAGGAUAUUUAUGUUUGAUGUUUUCAGUAUUAAUAAUACUGAAAUAAUAGACUGCCAUGCAGCUGACCAAGGGCUUUCUUCCCUUGGGGAGUGGUUAGAAGGCCAAAGGUAUUUCAGCCUGUAGGUGAUAAAAUUAGAUUUACUUGCUGUGGUUAGACAGCAGUCAGUUAAAAUAAGUAAAACUCAACUGUCCUGUCUGGGAUCACCUAAAUGAGGAACGUCACCAGCACUUCACAACAAGAAUAUGUAUUCUACAGUGCUUUCUAAACUUCUGCUCCAUCACAGAAGCCCCACCAUGUCCCACUAAUGAAGCCCAGUUCUUUGGGAAUGAUGAAUCCCUACUGUGCAAAUACAGCAGUCAUGGAUCUUGCCUAGCGAGGUGAUUCACAAUACAUUUUCCCGUUUCAAAAAUGACAGGUGUUUUAAUUAGUCCACAUUUCAGGUGUUAAAUGUGGGAAAAGGAUUAGCUAGUUAAACUUGCUCAAUCAUGUUUUAGCUGAAUGAGUCACAGGUACUGCUGGGCUGUCCUACAGUUCCUUCUGGCUUUCCCUCCGAGCAGGGUGGGAAUGAGCAGUGACCCCGUCAAAGGACCCGGGCCACUUGAUACACCUCUCCUCCCACUCUCCUGCUAGCAGCUCAGAGAAGUCAAGGAUGUUUCGUUGUUCUCAUCACUUAGGGUGCUUGGCUGUUGGGUUCAAUGAUCCUUACAUCUAAUCCCAGCUAGUGGUGUUCUGGUAAAUCGUUAACCACCAACUCUUUGAGGGGGAAAAAGCCCUGAUUUAUAGCAUCUGGGUAUUCCAGUGAUAUAAAUCCUCACACCAUGUUGAUUUCAAGCCACUGCCAAGGUACCACUGGACAGUGCAGAGCUGGGAGGAGACAUGCAGUAUCCCCUGAGAGCAAGCACCACACACCACACUGGUGCUAGCCUCCCGGGGUAAUGAGACAGUUACACCUCUAGUUGGCAUGUUUAUGAAAUAGAUCCCUUCUGUGUGCGGAGACCUGCAUGUGGGGCAGUUACGGUGGAAAUGCUCCUGAAUACUGGAGGGUCCACCUAGAGGGAACCCGCCCAGACCAAGUCUUAGCAGUUGGGUUCUUACUGACCACCCACUUCUCUGGCUCUCCUCAGCAGAGGGAAUGGAAGGCUGUUCCGACUGCUUCAGAGCUUUCUCCUCUCUGCUCCCUUCUCUAUACAUGCAGAUGCCUUGGCUCUACCUGCUGCUAAUGAUCUCAUUGGGUAUGACUUUUGACUUUUUUUUUUAUUUUUUGAAACG